GCCCGCAGGUUUCACCUGAGGUUUAUGGUUUCUGCUUUUAUGCAAGUUGUACCGCUGCUGCAAACUGCGAGUGUUUAAUUCUUUGCUUUGGUUCUAGUUAGACAAUUAACACCCAGCGCGGCUUUCAUCUCUGGAGACAGCUGCAGGAAGGGGUCUCCUGUCCCGAGAGGUGUCGCACAUCGGCGGCGGCUCUGACAACUCAGUGCGACGCGGCGGACGAAAUUAGAGCCCGUAAUGUUCAAUCCUCACAUCCAUCAGCAGCAACAGCAACAGUUUCAUCAGCAACUGCGGCAACUACAGCAACUUUUCCAGCAGCAGCAGCCUCCGCCUCCUCCGCCGCAGCCGCCUCCCGGACACCAUGUGGCCCAUCACCACCACCAGACGCCCCGAGCCAUUCCUGUUCCUACCCAGACAGCACCCCCUCCCCGGAUGGUCAACUUGAGCCAUGCGUCGCAGACGACCAUCAUCGCCCCCAAUCCCAUGCUGCAGGGUGCUUUACUCAUGCAGCAAAUGCAGGGUAACAUGCGGGGCUUUGGGAUGGGUGGGCAGCAGUUUCGACAGUUCUUCACAACGGGGAACAGGUCGUCCCUGCUUGGGCCGGUUCCCAUGGGCAUGGCUAUUAAGUCUCCCAUCAUGGGUUUCCCAGCUGCACGACCCUUCCACCCACAUCCUCGCUACUUCAACAACACCGCCACCUCCACAGCAUCCUCUGCCUCUUCUUCCACGGAUGCUGCAACUCGACAGGUUGACAGGAAGCGGGACAGCGAGCAGAUGGCAGCAGGGAGCUCAGAUGACCAACCAGCAGCAGCUAGCAGUACUGAUGGAGCUAAUGGCAAGACUCAAGCAGAUGGCGCUGUGGGAGGAGUGGAUGGGCCAACACAGAUCUCUGAGGAGCAACUUGAAGAGCCUGCAGUGAAGAAGAAGAGGACUGAGGGGUCAGAGAAACCCCCAGAACAGGGAGUCGUUGAGGCUGUAACUACUGCAAACACAGAUGAGGAAGCUCUUUCCUCAGCAUGUAGCAACAACACAGAGGACAUCCAGCCUGAAGAAUGCAUCGCUCUGGAAGAAGGAGGCUCCAGAACAGGAUCAGACAUUGAGGCACUUGAGGAGAUCAAAGUUGGUGAGGUGCAGAGCUGUUUGUCAGCCCCGUCUCCCUCUGGCAGGCCUAGUGAAGGUGACCAGCAGGCUAAUUUACCAGCAGAAGACACUUCACAGAGCAAAGAUGUCCCUGAGGCUUUGCCUGAGAACCAGGAUGAAGAGGAGGGUGUAGCAGAGGGCUCCAACAAGUUCUACUGCUACCUUUGCAGCAUCACCUGCCACAACCAGCAAAACUUCAGGAGUCAUAUGAACAGCAUGUCCCACCAGCAGCGGAUGAUGGAGAUCCAACACAUGAGCAACGCCUGCCUCGUCACCCUGCUGCCACGAGUGCAGGAGUCUCUACAGGGAGCAAACAAAGAUGGAGAGAAGAAAGCGGACUUGAAGCGUUGGUGUGCCACUUGUCUCACACACUUUACCAGUAGCAUCGCCGACCAUCGUCGCACAGAGGAGCACAGACUGGCCAGUAAAACGGACAUGUCCUCCUGUGCAAUCUGCAAGAAACACUUCAAGAACUCCCAGAUGUUUUUAGAGCACUUGCAGUCUCAAGAGCACAGACAGAAGCUCCAGGAAAAGGAUUGUGAGGCCUUCGCCAAGCUGACUUCUGUGGACACAGAAGGUUUUUCAUUAGAAGCGGAGGAGGGAACUGAGGAGGAGGAAGGAGGCAUAGAAGGAUUAAGGAAUCAAGGAGAUGGACAGGAUGGCUGGUCGUCUGUUGAAGAAAUGACUCUAAAUGACAUGGCCAGUGAUGAGCAGUAUGACCCUGAUACAGUCUACGGGUCGAGUUUUUUAGUUCCAGUCGCAGGUUUUAUCUGCAGGCUUUGCAACAAGUUUUACAACUUUGAGUCUUCUGCCCUGCACACCCACUGCAAAUCACUGCAGCACUUUGAGAAUCUUAAGAGGUACAGCAUGUUGAUGAGUCGAAAAGGUGAAAAAGUGGAAUCCUCCGGAGAAGCUGUCCAAGCUGCAGACGAUCUCAUGCAUGUAAAAGAAACCACCUCAGACUGUUCAGAUAAAAAUCUGCUCUCCGAUGACACAGGUUUAGCGACAAACCGUAAAUCCUUGCAGCCCGUCGUCACACUCACCCAACUGAAAAUGCAGACACGAAGACCACAAAAGGAGAAACUAGCAGAACCUGAGGCAACCUCAGAGGACUUAUCUACCGUCUCAGCAACCAGCAGUAGCAACACAGACACAUCCCUGGUUGAGUUGACUGCCAGCAGCAGUGUGGAGGCAGACUCUGAGCCAUCAGCCUCUGGUGAGAAUGCUAUUGAAGAGGUGGAUGAGAAAGAAGCUCCUGUGACCCAGGGGAAAAAGAAUGGGACAGGAAAAGCAAAAACUACAGCCAGACGCAGGUCGGGAAGGGCCACAAACAGACGAUGAGGACAGGAUGUGGACAGAAAAGUAACUGGUACCAUCACAACCACUGACAGGAUGUCACUAAAGAGGUGCUUUCAUGGAAAAGAGACCAAGAAGUUAGCAGCCGAGCUUCUCAGCAUGCUGGAAAGUCAGAAUUAAAUGCACAGAAGAACAGGACUUCUCAUGUGAAUUGCUUUCCCAGGGUGUGAAAUUAACACAAUUGUGGGCGACGCUCUUAAUUUUGGCUUCCAAUUGGAAGAUUACAGAUCAUUAUAAAGUCAUCGAGUCAAAAGAAAAAUGCAGCAAAUACUGAACUUUAAGCUUUUCUGUUUAGUAUCAGUACAAUCACGACAACUUUCCAUUAUGCUGCCUGAAUUAAAUGUUUUUCUUUUUAACAAGGAAAACAUCCUUGUAUUAAAUACCCUCUUGAAAACGGAUUCACAUACCUUAAUCCCAUGCUGCAAGCUACACCUAAGCAGAUUGGGCUUAUUUAGUGCAGUCACAUUACUGCAAAAGUUCAUAGGCAGGCUAUUGCUUCAGACAGCGUUUAAAGCUCCCAGGUGACAGAAUAAAACUAUUAUCUGCUUGGAUGUAAUGCCCUGUUGUCUCAUUGUGAAAUUUGACUGGCUGUAUCGUUUCAAGUCCAUGCACUGGUGCAGGCAUUUUAUCAUUAGAACUGAAUAUUGUAGCAUUUAGCUCAAAGCACUGCUGUGCUGAAGUAAAACCCUCACAGACUCAUUGUUUGCAGUUUACUACAGUACUUUCACUGUGUGCAAGUAGUGUAGUUUGGAAUUAGGACAUGCUGCUUGAUUGCAAAUGAAAGAUAAAUGCGAGUUUAAUAUAUAUUCAAAUUUGCAGAUGUGGGAGAUGAGGAAUUUUUUAAAAAAAUAGUUGAUUUUUUUUUUUUUUUUCUUCUAAACUAAAUUUCUCCAGCAAGAUUUAAACUUUUGGCUGCUCAUCAAAGUGCUAAUUUUCCACCCUGUUGCCCUUGAGGAUUGGGAGUUGUAGAUGGCUCACUAUCAGCUUUUAUUUUUUGCUAAUUCUCUAGCUAGCUAUGUGAUUGAGGGUUAGUAUAACCUACCAGUAUAAGAGAUUGUGGAGACAUGGGCUAAUCACAUAGCACACGCUGAAAUGUAGAAUGUAACUACAUUACAUACUUAGCAGGUAUCAACAUAAAAAAAAGUCUUAGUGGUACAUGGCUUGAGUGUUGAAAAAGAAGCUGAAUCUUGCAUCUGAUCAUAGCCUGGUUUGGAGCAUUUCAUCUUUUUUAUGAAUCAAUGACAUUUUGGUUUUAAGUUGAUCUUGCUGAUGGAGUUUGUGGCAAAAAAAAAAAAAAAAAAAAUAGUCUGCAGCUGCGUCCUUCUCAGUUUGUGGGAGCUGAAUGUGGUAAUAGACCCCUGUCAGCAAAAGACCGUUAGCAGCAGCAGACAGCUUCAUCAACGUGUCAGCGGCCAGAAAGAAAAGGCUUCUGCUAUCAGUCAGGCACUAAAUCUAUAUUGUGAUUCUUGUCCUGCUGCCCAGGACUCUUCAUGUUCAUAUAAGGCUGCAUGCACUUUGUCUGCAUGUUGUUUAAGUUUGAAUGCUCCGCCAUCGCAUCGGGUGUCACGUUCCCAUGAAUGUCUGUCUGGCUACAAUUACAGAAGAACCACUUAAUUUUCCACCCAAGCUUUUUAAAAAGCAUUCACACCCCAACUUUGUUGGUUUUAGUUGUUGCUUGACUCCAGUUUUUUCAUUGCUUUGUUUUGUUUUUAAUUGCUGUACACCAGACAGAACACACAUUUGAAUUAAUGGUCCAGAAUUAUCAGUUAAAAAUGUAGCAGAGUCCUUGCAGAUAUUCAACUUUGAAGCACCUACAGGUUAUCCAAAUGUAUUACUUUGUGGAGCUCAGCACUCACAGAUCACCACUUGGUGUGUAUUAGGAAGUACAACUUCCUUGCGCUGCUCUGGAAAGACUUCACCCUCCAUGUUAGCGAGAGAUUAACCGCAGAGGACUGACUGACUCAUGUAGCAACACUUGUAGUCAUGGUGGCGACCGUCACAUGAUUAGUAUUGUAUCCUUUCUGAAGGAAGGAGAUGUGAUUUAAUCUGUGCUUUUAAGCUCUGAAACAGAAUGGAGUAGAAGAGAGAGACAGAAAAAAAAGGGCAUGGAAAGGAUGAAUUCAAACAAAGCUGUAUGUUUCUUAUUGUAUUUUUAUUCAGCUACUGACAAAUUGAGAUGAACAAACUGGUGAUGUUUUCUAACUGCUGGAAGUUUAUUGUAUUUUUGGAUGUUUGUUUUCUGUUUGGGAGUCAUCUUAAUUUAUAUUAAAA
Archocentrus centrarchus (flier cichlid) is the source of this 4764-nucleotide messenger RNA. It is a transcript of the gene ciz1a, whose product is annotated as cdkn1a interacting zinc finger protein 1a. Gene Ontology annotation, cellular component: nucleus. Gene Ontology annotation, molecular function: nucleic acid binding; zinc ion binding. Lineage: Eukaryota; Metazoa; Chordata; Actinopteri; Cichliformes; Cichlidae. Bases 235 to 2478 code for a protein of 747 amino acids. The transcript is spliced from 16 exons. The record is from RefSeq and is a predicted model, not a curated record.